This is a messenger RNA of Kluyveromyces lactis, 4164 nucleotides long. RefSeq names its product Ssn2p (gene SSN2). The transcript has a single exon. Gene Ontology annotation, cellular component: mediator complex. NCBI's taxonomy places the organism in Eukaryota, Fungi, Ascomycota, Saccharomycetes, Saccharomycetales, Saccharomycetaceae. Bases 1 to 4164 code for a protein of 1387 amino acids. Gene Ontology annotation, molecular function: transcription coregulator activity. The record is from RefSeq and is a predicted model, not a curated record. Gene Ontology annotation, biological process: regulation of transcription by RNA polymerase II.
AUGAAAAAGGAGGUUGGGGACGCAUGUCGAUUGGAGGACAUCGUUACCAAUUUAUACAGGUUAGAAACUGUCAAACAAAUAAACUAUCACCAAUAUGUACCUAGCAAGGCAGAUAAUCAAUGGUCAAUUCAAGCAGAGUUGUUCCUAAGGAGGAAAAACCCCAAAGUACUUGCAGCUCUUUUUUCCAGGGAGUUAUGGUGUUUUAGUAUUAACGAUGAUCCAUUACCAGAGUUAAACCUUGAGCUGAAUAACGAAUCGGAGUCACCCCAGCCAGAGCGGAAGGGUCACUUCACCCCAGAAUUCUCAAAACCUCACUUGCCUACCCCAUAUGCCAUCUUUAUGAAGGCUCUCAGGCGUAUGAUAUAUGUCAAUUUGACCCUAUCCUCCAAUGAAACCAUCGUGCCCUUUGGAAACUCAUGCAUAUUUCAGGAAUCAUAUACCUUUUCGACCAAAAUCUUACACUUUGAUCCACAUCUAUUUGAAAAUGGAGAUUUGACUGUUGCAAUUUGUUCCAAGGAUUUGGGUUUAUCGAAGUUGAAUGCAGAGAGCCUCAAACAUGAAGUGGCUGUGUAUUUGGCUCCAUCUGGGAUCAGAGUGUAUUUACCAUCCACAGAUUUAAAGAAAUGUUAUGUAUCACCACCCAAAAACGCUCAAAUGUUUCUCAAGACACUAUUUGUCUCCCAUGGAAUAAAUUUAAUCGAUGUCGACGGUUUGAAAUGGGUAAAGCUUAUUCCAAAUGCUAACCAUUUGAAUGGCUUCACUCCAACAAUAUCACAUUAUCUUGACGAACCAAAAGGAAAUAAUUUCGUUAUCUGGCCGGCAUGUCUCUGUUUUGUACAAACAGCAUCUGACGUUCAAACUCCUCAAUAUACUGCAUUUUCAAGAUCCCCGCAGCUUGAGUUAGAUGAUUGUUUCGAUAUGAUAGAUGGAUUUAUACAGUUAAAACUCACUUCGGCCUACAGAACGCCUGGAACAUCUGCAGGGAUGGGAACUGUAACCGGACAUAACCCAUUAAGUACGGGAGGAAUAUUUACUGAUCAGUUUCAAGGGUUUAAUAAGCAUUCGGCCAAUAACAGCAAUAACGUAUCUUCAACGGGAGAGAAUGGUAAGUUUUCUCCGGAAUACUCUAAUGAUCCAAACGUAACACCUCUGCGAGAUAAUAAAACUAGUAGACAGAAUUUCCCCACAGAGAGUUACAGCAGUAAUGGUUUCAUUACAACUCCAAUAAUAAAUGAGAAUAUCACUCCAACCGUUGAUGAUAUUAUAACAGAAACUCCUUCCGUAAAACCUCAGAACGAUCUUUGGAAUGAGAAAAAGGAUGUAAUAAAUAGUACAUCCAAUAUCAACUCAAAGGACGCAUCAGUAGGUAGUUCUGAGCGUAAAGUAGAACUGGAAACCGCUUUUGAAUCUCCCGCUCAGAAUAUUUCGAUAGAGGAACACGAGCAUGUAGAAUUCGACAAAGAUCUUUUUGGUGAAGAUAGCGACGAAGAUGUCAGUACGCGAAAUAAGAACGAAGAACUGGUAUCUGUAAAAGAGAUUACUGACGAAAUGUUUGAUCUAGCCGAAGAUGACGAUGAGGCUGACGGAUCAACUAGUAACUCGUUAAAGUUUGAUCGUCCCGACACCAUCGAGUCUAUUGAUACUGACGAAAAGAAGACAAGAACAAAGCGUACCUAUUUGGACAUACCAGUGGAUGUCAUUACUAUAGAAAAGACACCUACAUUAUACGAAGAUCCAGGAGCACCUUUGCCUAUUGAAACCCCAAAAGACAGAAAGAAAAGUAUAUUCGCACCACUCAAUUUCAACCCCAUCUUUGAAAGUAAUGUGGAUAACAAGUACAAGAAUGGAGGUAAGUUUUCUGUUAACUCGAACACCAAUGACGAACCAAUACAAUUUGGGAUAAGUACAAGUAAUAUAUCAAGCUCAGAAGAUGAUGAUAGCGAUUUUUCUCCUGCUGAUUUCAACAAUAAUGGACCAUCUGCAGGAAAGGGCUUAUCAUAUGAUCCAAGAGACAAUGAUAUACCAAUGAUCGAGUCAUCAACAUACGAACCUAUUGCAAAGGACUCUCUUCCCGAAUUGAUAAACCCACCAUCUUCUUCCAAAGAUGAUUCUGUGGCAUCUUAUAAUACGAUCGGAACUCUAAUGGAAAAACCUGUUAAGUCCAACUUAGACGCAAUAUGGAAGCCCGCCUUAAGUAAAUCAGAAAGAGCUGAUCUACCAAACCAGACAAUUAAUGGGGUCAUAAACGACUGCAAUAACAGCUCAAACUCAAAUCCCACAACUUACUUUGAGAAUACGCCUUCUCUCGGACCGGAUACUCUAUAUGAUAAUUCAAAACCAAGAAGUUCAUCAGCUAACUUUCUUUCCACGGUUGAAAUCGACCCCAAAAGCGAACAAACUAUUCAAACCGCAGAGCAAGAACAAUCUGAAUCAUCUAGAAUUCUCCCCUACCUUUUGAGACACAUGCCUUUGUUCUCGUUGCCUGACGUGUUCCUUUGUCAGAAUCCAUCUUUGCCGCCCGGAAAAGACUUCGAGGAUAUUCUAGAGAUUUUGACAGAUCAGAUAGUCUUCAAUAAUGAUAUGUUUUCUGAUGAUAGGGCAACAGAAUCUCAGUUUAAAGGGAUCAAGGAUUGCUCCGUUGGCACCAUCAGCGAUACCAUGAACCAGCUUUUUGGGAAUUUUUCAAAGCUUCACGGAAACGAAAUAAUAGAGGAAGUCUUCUAUUUGCCUGAACCAUCAGUGUUUGUGAAGAAAUCUGAAGAUACAAUUAAAAUAAAAAGCUCAUCGUGUUAUUUCACGGAAUAUUUAAAUCUGAAACCCAACCGUGGGGUAAAAAAUUUCAGGGCCCUAGUGCUAACCACUGAGGCAAAAAAUGAUUGCAUGUCUUUCGUAUCACAAAUGUCUCAGACAUAUUCGAAUCAUGAGUUAGGGUUCUGUGAACUGACUAAGUUGACUAAUGACGAUAAUAAAGGGUUAAUAUACUUAAAAAAUUUUAACCAAGACACCUUACUACUUCUUUCCGCACAGAUUGUAUCUUUCUGUUCAACAGCACUCUCAAAUAUUAAGAACAUUCCUUUACUCAUCUUUCUCCCCAUCAACAAACUUUCAUUAACAGAAUGUAUAUCAAUGAUCCUCAAGUUUCAUGUAAUCAGGAAGGAGUUCAAAUCUAAGUUACCAAAGGCAGAUAUUUUGUUGAGGCUCGUGAAUAUAGAUUUCCUCAAAAAUCCACUUACACCUAUCACUGCGUACACUUCAUUGUGUAUGGCAAUCUAUAAUAGUCUACCACCAAAAAGUACUAAGGUAACGUCCCUAACAAAUGAUUUACCCAAACAAAUUGAGUUCCGGACACUGAAGAAUGCCUCCUUAUCUAUCCAUUACGAUAACUACAUCCAUUUGGCAUACUUGAGAAGUAUUGAUCGUGAGUGGCUGUGUGCUGCCUGGUCAGACACCAAAGGCGUCGAAAGCUUCGUGAAAACCUGGUAUGUCGGUAACUCCAGAACUCGUUUCGAACAAGUGUGCAAUGACAUCUGGAAAAUAACCCUACAAUUGGCGUCUAAGAAUUUUGGAAAUGUUUGCUUGGUGUUGACAAGACUCGAUAGUGUCCUUCCUGAUGACGAAUUGAUCCAUUGGAGACGUCUAUCAGUCGCCACAAAAGAUCUCCAUCUUGCUGUGGUCUGUGUCGGAGAUAACACGAAAUUAACAUUAUUCGAUGAGGACAAAACAUACCCAACAUUUAAAAACUUGUUCAGAACGAAAUCGAAUCCGCAGACAGGAAUAUCAAACAGUAUAGACGAUCUUGAGAUAAUUAACAUUGAUGAGGAAGUCCAUGGACUAAUAUUCAGUAACCCGUUGCAGCUAGCAAACUCCCAGCAUAGAUGCGCCAUCAAAAGUGGAGCAUUGAUUCGUUUUGCAAAAAGCGAAGGCGAUAACUUCAUUGAUAAAUUUGAGGUAAAUCUUUUGAACUGCCCUCAUGCAGACAGUUCAACACUUUUGAAGGAAAUCUUAAAACAAUACAGAAACUUGGCAGGUUUGAAUCCAUGGUUCGGAGUAUCCUAUGGAAAAGAUAAUUUCAUUCCGUGGCAUGUCGUUGCAGUAAAAAAUGUCAUGAACUCUAUUGUACAUGUUAAGAGCUCAUUCGAAAAGGAGACCCAUAUUAUUGAUUAG